Molecule: messenger RNA, 3600 nt
Organism: Clarias gariepinus (North African catfish)
Lineage: Eukaryota; Metazoa; Chordata; Actinopteri; Siluriformes; Clariidae
Exons: 5
Coding region: 211-981 (256 amino acids)
Source: RefSeq, a predicted model, not a curated record
AGAUAGUCGCAUGGCAACGGGGAUGUAAAAGUGCUGUGGUAUACAUUUUUACCAAGAAUAAAUGUAAAUGAUUUAAAAAAGAUGAUGGUGACACUCAGUGCUUUCAGUGGGAUCAGUGGGAUCUUGUACUAAGUGAAUAAAACCACAUAUAUCAGGGUUAAAACGCGGACAUUUACACCCACCUGCUUUUUAAACGGAAAGUAACCAGACAUGAUGGAGAAGAAUGCUCUCUUGUUCAUGGUGCUCUUUUUAUCUGUGCUUAAUGUCGGUGGGGCGGCUAAUAUUUAUAUCCCCACUGGAGCUAAUUACACUUUUCUUUCAACCAUUACCGAAACAAUCGAAGCUAUUCAGUGGACACACGCUAAUAACAUAGUGGUUGAGUUGGAUUCUUUCAAUUCUAAACCUCACUGGUAUCGAUACAGCGAGCGAGGAGAACUUAACAUUAAGACUGGAGAUCUUACACUCAGGGUGGUGAAAGCGGACAGUGGUGUAUUUAAAGGUCAAUUCCAGGUGAAAGGUGUUCUACGAUAUGCUGAAUACACAGUUACAGUAAUCGAUCCAGUUCCAAAGCCUUCAGUGACUUGUGUGAGGCACAACGAGACACAAGUAACACUAAAGUGUAAAGUGAACUCUCCAGUGCAGCCUAAGUUUAAAUGGACAGGACCGAAUGAGUUCUCUCAAGAUGGGGACAGUCUUCAAAUCAGCAACACAGGAACUAGUGCGAUCUAUUACUGCAUUGUAUCAAAUAAUGUGAGCAAUGACUCAACAGAAUUCAAUCUUUCGAAAUGUUUCCCAGCACCUCUAAAGCUCCAUCAGGUUCGAUGGGAAGCAUCGGUGUACAGCCAUUUUAAGAUCUCUCCAGAGAUGUUCAAUCGGAUUCAAGUCUGGACUAUGGCUGGGCCACUCAAGGACAUUCACAGAGAGAUGUGCCAUGUGCCUUUUACUAAGAAAUGGCUUCCAUCUGGCUACUCUACUAUAUAGGCUUGAUUAGUAAAUUGCUGCAGAGAUGGUUUUCCUUCUGGAAGGUUCUUCUCUCUUUACAGGGACCUCUGGAGCUCUGACAGAGUGACCUUCGGGUUUUUGGUUACCUCCCUUUUUGGUCACUUUUUUCAUGGUGUCAUUAUUGGGUGUUGUGCGUAGGAUUCUGAGGGGAAAAAAUAUUUAAUCCAUUUUAAAAUAAGGCGGUGACAUAAAUUGAUGCGCUGUGAAUAUUUUCUGGAUGCACUGUAGCAGAUACUGUACAUCUUAAUAUAAACUGUUCAAAGGAGUUGCAUAUUUUGGAUGCACUGUUUUACAAUGUAGAAAAUAAAUAAAAAUCAGGAAAGACCAUGAAAUUAGAAGGUUUAGAAGAUUAGUUUAUAUUCACACAACACACAUCCAGUGCAUUUUGAAAAAUGUGAAUGUCAGAAAAAGUAUAUUUUCUUUAGUAAUUUAUUUUAAAAAGUGAAAGUUAAAAAUAAAAUUUUUUUGUACGGCGGUUUAUGUAUUAAUAUUUGGAGAAUUAGUCUCAUAUCCAUUAGACAUGCUUACACUAGACUCAAAACCCCACAAGUGCAUUAGCCGUGAAAAUUGGUUCAUGGUUGUUGACAAAUUUCUGCCUACACAAUUCUACUGUACAAGCACAUAGCACAGUUGUGGAACAAUACCCGAUACUAGUUUCAGUAUUGGUGCAUCCCUGUUUUGAUCUGUAGUGUACUGUUAGUCUUGCAUGCUAAUAGUUUAGAUGUACAGUGGAACCUCGGUUUGCGAGCGAUCCGCAAGACGAGAAAAAGUGUUUAAUAAAAUGAGCAAGUCUUGAUUUAUAAGUACAGAAUAUCAUGUAGUACGCAUGAGCAUUUUUUUUUUUUUAUAUAGAGCUUCACAUGAUCACAACUGAGCCAAUGGUUUUUCUUUCUCACGCACUGGAGGAUUGUGGGUAAUCGUCUCCCCUGCUGGGUCUUGGUGCGUCUCUCACUGGUACAAUUAACAUCCAUGCACGUGUGUACUGUUUACUGUAACGUGUGCGCGCGUAAACCAUCUUUUAUUUUGUGUUAUUAUAACACGUGUGUGCGCAUCUGUAAAGCAAAAGCAAGUCUCAUUGGAAAGGUUAAAGAUUAAUUUUUUCUCCCUCUCUCUCUGUCAGCAUGCACUGAUUCUGUUAGUGUGUGCGUGGACAGCGUGCCCCAUCCCUCCUCCUCUUGCCUUCUCUCUCUCUCACACACACACUGCCUAUUUAGUUUAUAGGUUGGCACCAUGUCCUCUUUACAGACGUGGUGAGUGAUACAACUGUAACAUACUUUGGCAUACUCUUGGGCAUGAGCAUGAGGGCAUAUUGUGUAAAUAAAUAAGAAUGUACAGAAAGAAAGAAAUUUAAAGAAACAAUGUCUAAACAUGGGACUCCUAAGUAAUGAAAUAAAAAGGCAAUCAUUGAGCUUAUGUUGCGGGUUCCAUGUGUUUCACCAUCAAUGCUUGUUAGCUGUUACUUAUUAUGGAGAAGUAACAAGUGGGUGUGAAGUGGCAAUUGACCAUAAAGUAAAUAAAGAUAGGGAGAAUAGAAAUAAGUAGUGAAAAAAUGGUUAUGCUCAACUUGUUCAGACUUUACUUAGAUAGUAUAGAUAAUUGGUGUAAACAUUGUUCCUUAAUAUGCUCUUGCUGUAUUUCACUUACACAGAAAAUUAGCACUGCCCAGUUUUUGGGACCUGAGCAGUAUUAUCAGAAAUUUUUAUAAAACAGAGAGGGAGAGCAUGGAGUAAAGGAAUUUGUUUGAUUUAACUAGGUAAAUUCUGAGUGAAUUGAAGUAUUUUAGCUAUGUUGUGUUCUUCCUUAUUAAAGUAACCAAGUAAUUUUUUUUGCAUUUGCACACACACACACAGUCUAACGGAAACACCGCUCUGUCAUGAUUUUUUUUUUUAAGUGAAGUGCAGGUUAAUUAGUUUCAUAUUUACUUUACUGCACUGAUUCCAUUAAUGUGUAUGCGCACUCUAGUGUCAUAAGAGAUGUUCCUUCUUAAUUUUCCCAAAGAGGCAGUGUUUCCGUUAGAUAGGGAGUGUGUGUGUGUGUGUGUGUGUGUGUGUGUGUGUGUGUGUGUAAAAGUUGUCCCACACAAAUUAGAGAGCAUGAAGGGUUAUUGUGUAAGACGUAAGGAGGGAGAGGGGAGAGUGCCAUUCCUCUCCUCCUCUUACUUUAGCUUUACACGUGCGCACACACACACACACACACACACACACACACACACACACACACACACACACACACACAUACAUACUCAGUACGUACGCACAAACAUUAACGGAAGCCCUUAUCUGUCAGGGUUUAUUCUUAUUUUUAGGGUAAAGUGCAGGUUAAUUUGUUUUAUUUUUACUUUAUAUAUUGUAUUAAUUAUUUUUAUGUAUUUCCUUUUUUGGGCUGUGGAACAAAUAAUCUGCGUUUUCAUUAUUUCUUUUAGGGAAAAGUUGAUUUACGAGUGUUUUGAUAAACAAGCCCACUUCCGGAACUAAUUAUGCUCGCGAUCCAAGGUUCCACUGUACUUUGUUCAGCACAAAGCACUUUUUUGACACGAUUACUAAAGCAUGUGGAAUGUCAAAUAAUAAUAAUGAUUUCUUAUUUUAAUACUAUUGGUAU